AUGAUUCAACAUACAGCAAUGGACGACGAUCAGACUUAUAUGCGCCGACCCUCCGGACCUUUUUCAUCGGAACCGGGACUACCCACGAAUCGACCAACUUCCCGCUCAUCACGGCCGAGUUCACGGGCGCGAAUGGGGAAGCCGUCAGGGGCGGUCACCCCCACCGGCCUGGGGGUGCUCGCAGAGAAUGUAGUGAAUGUGCCCACAGACACCAUGGGGCCGACGAGCCCGAUUAAGGAAGGACUAGGGAGCUUGAAUCGCUGGUCUCAGUCCACCGCAUCGAGCAUCAGCCCAUCGGAGUAUAACGGCCACCAUCGGCGGGGGAGCUCGAAACUGUCCAUCACGGGCUACCAUCGUCCAUUGGGAGCGCAAAGUCCCCAAAGAACGACCGGGGCCAAUGGAUUGCCACUGUUUAACCUCCCAGAGCUGGAGAAUUCGGCCAUAUUUAACACGGACUCGACAUCACACCAACUGGACCUUUCAUUUACGGCAUCAAACAGUCUCUUUCGGCCCUCGGUGCAUAAUGGCCAGACAGAUAUAGACGUCCAGGAUCAUCCGAUGACUCGAGCCAAUGGACCGAUUGUAUUUAACGAAGAGGGAGGCCCGGAAAGCCGACAACACGGACAAACGCAAAAGGCGAUGUUGUCCAAGGCACUUCAAAAAGCGAACACGGCAGUUUUACUGGAUAAUGCCGCCAAUUUCGAGGGGGCUAUGGAGGCUUAUACGGACGCCUGCAAUUUAUUACAGCUGGUCAUGCUGCGUAGUAAUGGCGGAGAUGAGGAGAAACACAAACUCCAAGAAAUUCGGGAUACUUAUAUGAUACGAGUGACAGAGCUGCACCGCAUGGACUUUCCCGUCCCAGAGAGCGACGACAAAGCCCUCCCAGACAGACCGCUCAGUCAAGAGUCAUAUGGAGAGCUGCUCCACCUAACGCAUGAUGACUCCCACGAUGAGAGCCAGCAGAGCUCUGCCCAUUCUAGCUUUGGAUUGCAUCAAAUGCCUUUCGAAGAAACCAAAGCAUUCUCUCUAGAAUCAAUUCCCCCGCGGCGUCAAUCUUUGAAGCCAUCUGCGAUGGAAGAUCAACCCCGAUCGAUCGCUUUGAUGGUCCAAGAGGAGCCCCAAGAAUCCACCUCAUGGCUGGAUACAAUUGAUGAAUCAGGGGCCUCGUCGCCUUCAUCCGCAAAUUCGAAAGCCUCGUCGGUAUAUCUUCGCCGCCGGACAAGUCGGCGUCUCAGCAAUGAUACCGAGGCGCAAUUCGACGCCGCUCUGGAUGCAGCUGUCGAGGCCGCAUACGACGAGGGCCUGGAGCCAGUAUUGGAAUAUAAGGAGGAUGAAAUGAAUGAUGACAUUGUUUCAAACGCUCGCAGGAAUAUCGAGUUAGCCAAACAAAGAGUGCGCGAGGCUGAACUGGAGGCCGAGGCCAUGAACCGGGACCACGAGCAGCGCCGUAUCCAUGAGCAAACACACCCGGGUGAUGAUGGUCCAAUUACCCGUAGCUCGGCUUAUCUGGAUGACGAAGCCGAGGAGGAAGAACGUUUGCUGGAGGAGAUGACCAAGGGCUAUAUAAUGGAUGAUUUUGAAUUUGGCAUUCAGUCCAAAUCAGCUCUUCCUCGUGAGUCUGAUUCAAGCAACGUCUCUGGAAAGACCUGGGAUUCUGCAACGUCCAACCCUGCAAGCAUUGGCGGCGCUGCAGCCUUGUCUACCCUGGCCGAGGAUGAUGUCUUGCCACUAGGGGACAUGAGGCCUGAGCCCUACAGCAGGCCUGGCUCUCCUCCAUCGUCGGCUUUGCCACCUCUUCCAGUUUCCUCUGAUUUCCCAACUCCUUCUAAGCGGACCUCAGUGUCUGGCCGCGCCGGGUCAAUUGGCUCUCUGGCUUCUUCCGCCGGUCUAGGGGUUCGAGCACGGAGACUUUCGAGCACUCGUGAACUCAAGAUCGAGACCAAUACCCGCUCUUCUCGAGCCAAUUCCAAUGCGUCAUCGGCUCUGGACCCUCUCGCAAACGCUCCUCCACCGGUGCCAAAGGAUGAUUCUUUGUUCUCUGGCACACGUUCCAAUCUACACCCAACACAACGCAACCCAUCGAUGGGCUCCCUUCUGGAGCAUGUCAAUCUUUCCCAGGCCCGCACCCAUGAAGAUGACGAGAGCGAGCUACCGCCUUUGCCGCGGCCCAUGGGCAAAGUACCCUCCGCUCCAGAUGGAUUUGAUAAGAUGCACUCCAACACCAAGGCUUUCCGGUCUCGGAAUGCGUCAGUCCCCAUUCAAAUACCAGAUACCGAACCGGGAUCCCCUACUACACCAUGGAGUGGCGGGUUCCCGGAUACUCAACGGAGUGCAUUGCCCGGCAGUAUUCCUAUCAUGCCCACCCCAACUCUUGCGAACUUCAACUUUGCUCAGAAUGGACUGCCAAGUGGCGGACUGAACUUAUUGAGCAGCAACAUCCACUCUCCUUCCGCUCUUGGCCGGCCAAACUCGAUGGUCGCAAAUGCACCGAUGCCUCUCGAGCCUUGCCCUGAGUCAUUCCUUCUACGUCCAUUCUGGUUGAUGCGGUGUCUAUAUCAGACUCUCGCCAACCCACAUGGAGGCUAUAUAUCAGAAAAGCUUUUCAUUCCCCGGGAUGUCUGGCGCGUCAAGAAUGUCAAAUUGAAAGCCUUGGAAGAUAAGGUUUCUAACUGCGAUCUCUUGACAGCUGCCCUGCUUAAAUUAGCCAAGGUUGAUUCAUACGAUGCCGACGCCGUUCUGGUAGAGAUGCAAUCAUUUGAGGGUGUUCUCGACCAGGUUCAAAGCUUCUUGUCUAAGAAACUGGGUAAUGAUGUUGGCGUACAGGCCUCAAUGCCCUUGUUUAAGCCAGCUUCCACCCCCGAUGAGCCCGCUCAUGCCGAAGCCGCCCCCAACAAAUCCUACCUCACCUGGAAAAGAAUCCGUGCAAAGACAUCUGGGCUCGGGACCACCACCCCUACUCCCAGUGCUCGAGAGAGCAAUAAAGAUAACCUGACUCUGAACUCGGUCCCGAUGACUUCCGUGAACGGAGGGCAGGUGAAGCGCAAUGUCACAGAGCUUGAAUUCUCAGGACCCAAUGCCAACUACAUGGGGGCAUUGGCUCGCCUGUUUGAUGCUGCCCAAGUACUAGAACAAAUCGCUCACCAAGUUGAGGACCCUGGACUCAAACACUCCUCCAAAACCCACGUUGGUCUUGAACUUAGCACGCGCCAUGCUGCCGAGUUCUUUGGCUUUUACAUCUGCCGUUUCGCACUGGCUGAUGUGAGCUUGAUGCUGGACAAGUUCAUCAAGCGUGGUAGUGAGUGGGUGUUGGUCUAG
Messenger RNA from Penicillium salamii, 3315 nucleotides. Lineage: Eukaryota; Fungi; Ascomycota; Eurotiomycetes; Eurotiales; Aspergillaceae. The record is from the annotation of a GenBank genome assembly.